Dermacentor andersoni is the source of this 1116-nucleotide messenger RNA. RefSeq names its product globin-like. Gene Ontology annotation, molecular function: heme binding; oxygen binding. The record is from RefSeq and is a predicted model, not a curated record. NCBI's taxonomy places the organism in Eukaryota, Metazoa, Arthropoda, Arachnida, Ixodida, Ixodidae.
CCUGUAGUGGGUGCGCGCCAGUUGGCGCGAGAACAGCGACGACAGUGAAAAGACUUUAAGGCCAUCAUCACCGUCAUCAUACUCGUCAAAGGAAGCAUCGGCACACACAGCAGCCAUGGGCGGCGCCUUCAGGAAGGAAAUCCCGGACCCGCGGACGGGGCUGACGGAGCGCGAGCGGGCCGCCAUAUUGCAGACGUGGAAGCGCUUCCAGGCCGCGCACAAGGACUACGGAGAGCUCAUCUUCCUGGCGAUGUUCGAGCGCCACCCGGACUACAUCGAGCUGUUCCGCCACUUCCGGGGCAAGACCCUGGCCCAGCUGCCCGGCGAGGCCCAGUUCCGCGCGCACGCGUGCGCUGUCGGCUACCAGCUCAGCUCCAUGGUGGACAGCGUCAACGACUCGGUGCUCCUCGAGGCGCUCAUCCGCAAGAACGCCAUCUCGCACCUCGAGAGGCAGGGCGUCCACCCCUUCCACUUCCAGUCCCUGGGCAUGGCGGCCAUCGAGGCCAUGAAAGAGAAGGAUGAAAGGGGCAUGAACUUUAUAGCGAUCUGCGCCUGGGAGAAGUUGUUCACGUUCUUGCUGUCCGUGACCGUGAAGGUGUACGAGGAGUGUCCCGCGAGCGCGACCGCUCCUAGGAAGGACAGCGCGCCCGGGCCUUCGGCCGACCUGCCUGCCGAAGCGACGGGGUCUCCCCGCGGAGCCUCUCCGCCGGGCGGCGGCGGGCAGCAUCGCAAGAGCAAGAAGCGCUCUUCGUCCACCGCGGAGCCUGCGUCGCCGGCCAAGAACUAAACGAGUGGCGCGUCUCGAGGCGAUUCACGAGCAAGGAGGCCGGCCAACGCCGCACGAGCAGUGCGCGUGGUCCCGUAGUGGACGACGGAUCGCCUCGAGUCACGUGACUGCCCCAAAGUUGGAUUUGCAAGGCGCGCGCGGCGCGGCUCAAGCCAAGCACGAGACUGCAAUGCGGCCCAACCCCCGGACAGUUCUCGCAUUUCCCGGGUACGUGUGUGCCGGAAGACACGCUUUCGCCGUCGCCAGGCUGCGGGAGAGUUGCACCUGUGCCUCGACGAAUACGCUGCGAUAGCCGAGUAUGGGAAUGAAUAAAUGUAUCCGAUGCUCUG